UCUCAUGUCCGAUGAACCCAGAGUCCCAAAGAUCAGACACGCCCGAAACGGAGACAGAAAUGGGAAAAACGUGUCGAGAAACGGAAGGUCGGGAAACUUCUGGCUGGCGCGGAAACUACGAGCGUUAAGCACAAAGAAGAGCAGCGUUCGUCGCCUGAAAGGAAAAAUCUUGCGGAGUCCGAGCACAGUGCGAAUUAGCGAUAGCUUCGGAUUGUGUUGCUCGGGUCUUGAUUGGUUGUUCAAGGUCUAGUUGGUAACCAAGUGUUUCUACACAGAUCAUCAAAAAUUGGAAAUUGCAUUCAGGUUCAGAACGAGAUGGGGUCUGAAGGGCCAAAGCCCGUCACAAUAAAUGUAACUGGAUUCAAGAAAUUUCAAGGUGUCCCCAAAAAUCCCACAGAGACUAUUGUUAAUAAUCUGAAAAGUUUUGUCGAGAAGAAAGGGCUACCACCUGGAGUGACUUUUGGGACCUGCACCGUACUAGAGGUUGCAGGUGAUGGUGCACUUCCCAUGCUUUUCAAAGUUCUGGAAUCUGGCUUCUCGAGUAAUGGUUCGACAUGCGAUGCGCAAGUUGUGUGGCUUCACUUGGGGGUAAAUAGCGGUGCUCAUAAGUUUGCCAUUGAGCGGCGGGCGGUUAACGAAGCCACUUUUUUUUGUCCGGACGAGCUAGGAUGGCAACCUCAGCAACUUCCGAUAGUUCCUGAAGAUGGCCAAACUUCUCGAACAAGACAGACUUCCUUCUCUACGGAAGCAAUCCUCAAGUUCUUGAAGAAGAAGGGCUAUGACGUGACUCGUUCGAACGACGCUGGCCUUUUCAUCUGCAACUACGUCUACUACCACUCUCUUCGGCUUGCAGAACGGAGGGGUAGCAGAUCUCUCUUUGUGCACGUUCCUCCCUUCUCAAGAAUCGAUGAAGAGACUCAGAUGAAUUUCGUAGCCUCCCUCUUGGAAGCCAUUGCAUCAUCAUGCUGACGUCCAGACAAAAUGUAUCCAGACUUCUUUUCGGUCUUGUUUUGCUUUUUCUUGUCUGUGAUCUGCUUGGGUAUGGGAAGCAAUUGCACGAACAAUCUUCUUGCAAGUUGUAAAAGAAUUCACGUUGUAUCCCACCAGUAUAAGGGACUUUUGUGAUUUUCAGCAACUCUUCUUACCAAGGCCGACAACUUCAGAUCAUCAUCUAGUGUUAUGAUGAGUUAGUGAGGAGGAGUUGGUCAGAAACACUUGGAAUGGGCAGGCCUAAUCUAUGUUUGCGUCAAAGUUGAAGUUUCUCAAGAAGAAUCGAUGUGGAGACAAUCGGGAUCGCAUCGAGAUUUGCUGAAGAUCUACUGUCCAAUUGGUUCAAUAAUCUAGGAUUUGGAAUUUAGAAUGGUUGUGUAAUUAUGUUUGAUCACUUGGCUAAUUUAAGAUACUCGAAAUGUUCUUGAUUUGCAAGUUUCUUCAGGAUUGCUUAAAUAUAGAUUAGACAUUUAAUA
This is a messenger RNA of Syzygium oleosum, 1466 nucleotides long. RefSeq lists its product as uncharacterized. Gene Ontology annotation, molecular function: pyroglutamyl-peptidase activity. The record is from RefSeq and is a predicted model, not a curated record. The transcript has 5 exons. Lineage: Eukaryota; Viridiplantae; Streptophyta; Magnoliopsida; Myrtales; Myrtaceae. Bases 316 to 969 code for a protein of 217 amino acids. Gene Ontology annotation, biological process: proteolysis. Gene Ontology annotation, cellular component: cytosol.